Molecule: messenger RNA, 2703 nt
Organism: Zerene cesonia (dogface butterfly)
Lineage: Eukaryota; Metazoa; Arthropoda; Insecta; Lepidoptera; Pieridae
Product: IQ and AAA domain-containing protein 1-like
Exons: 1
Coding region: 1-2703 (900 amino acids)
Molecular function (GO): ATP binding; ATP hydrolysis activity
Source: RefSeq, a predicted model, not a curated record
AUGUCUAACAAAGAUUAUUACCAACGAUGGUUGAAAAUAAAAGAACAGAUGAAAAUUGCAUUUUCCGAAGAUGAACGCUUACAAGAGUUAGCAGCGGCUUUCGUUGGAAUUAAGCCUCAAGGUACAGCAGUCGAAUUGGUUGCACGAGUAUAUUGCAAGUAUUGUGAUAUAUAUAACAAAUUAUGUGAUUGCUAUGAUCAAAUGCAUCAAGUACAAAGACGACCAUAUAUCCGAAAAAUUCUAGAUGCUAUUACGUGCAGACUUUAUGAAUUGAAAGCAACAUUGGAAGAUGUUGAAGCUUUCGAAUUUACAUACCCAGACAAUGCACUACAGCAGCUCCUCAUGGUUCCUCAAGAUAUUGAGGUUUUAUGUCCUUUUCAUUACCCAUUUGAAACAAGACAAGAGGAAAUGCAAUACAUUAUAGAUCAAAUCUUAUCCGGAAAUAGAAUCGGUGAUCCAACACCAACACCUUCCGAAAUUGAACGCAAAGAACAAGAGAGACUAGAAGAAGAAGAAAGAAUACGAGAAGAGAAAGAAGCGGAAUUAAAAAGAAAAAUGGCCAUGGGUGAAGACAUAUCUGAAGCAGCAUCAUCAAUACAACUCUCACCACAGGAAAUUGAAGAACAAAGGCUUUUGGCGGAAUACAAUGAACACGUUAAUAAUAUCCAAAGAAUGGAAAGGUCACGAUGUUUGAUAAGGGAGAAGGUACGAAAAUACAAUAAAGAUGUUAACUUGUAUUUGGAACUUGCAGGCACUAAAAAACCUCCAGCACGAGAAUCAUUACAAAUAAAAGCUGCAAAACUUAUACAAAAAAUAUACAGGCGGUUCAUGGAAAUAAAAAGAGAACAUAAGCGUGAUAUAAAACUUAAGGCGAAAUUAGGAAUGAUUAUUCCUUCUUGGACGCCACCGUCAGCAAAAAAUCAAUUGGAAAAAGUUAAAGAAGACAGAAGAAAAUUUAGACAGGUGUAUUAUACAAAAUGGUUAGAAGAGAAUUUGAAGGAAAAUGCACGUGUACUUAGAUUGAGAGAAGGCGACAUUAUGGAAGAUAUAUCCAGUGAAAUUCGACAAUGGUUUCGUGAAUGGUAUAAUGAAGUUCGUCUUUUCGAUGAAUUUCCCUGGCCAGAUGAAGGAGGAUCUAUUUUAAUAGUAAAAGGUGAAACAUUUACUAUAGAAGAAUAUAUCGAAUGGAGAACAGAGGAAGAUAAGAGACUUAAGGCAGAAGCUGGAGCCCCAAAAACAAAAGAACAAAUUAAAGCAGAAAAAUUAGCAGCUCGAGAAGAAAAAAGAAGGUUGGAAGCUGACGCUAGAAUCAGAGAACAAAAACGUUUACUUGAUUAUAAGAAAUCUCGCCUUAAUCCAGAUAACGAUCCUGGUAUUUAUAUAGCAAUAGGAAAAAGUUUAGAACCACUACAUGAAGCUUGGGAACUCUAUCAGAAUCAGUGGAAAGACAUUGACACGUCUGAUGCACCUAUUCAAGUAUUGAAGGGAUUUAUAAAAGAACUUGUCACUGAAAAUGCGUAUAAAGAUGUUCAAUUAAAAUUGCGACCAAUUGUAGAUGAUAUGAUGAGAUUGGAAUUAAACAUGUUAAAAAAUUCAUUGAAAUUGGAUUACAAUGCUGCAGGCAUUGCUAAACCACCACAGAGUAAAAAAAGAAAAAAACCUAAAAAAAUUAAGCCACCAAAGCCUGAAAAAAUACCUCCCGCCAGAAUGUUCCAAAUGUUAGUAGAUGAAGGAAUAGUCAGAAAGUAUCCCCGCAUCACAUUAGAUGAUUUCUGGGGAGAUAGAAACUACGCAGCUGCUGAUACGCGAGCUGUUCUGUGGACGCCAACAUUUCCUCCUCAUUGCAUUGGAGAUGUCAAAGAACAAAUAAGAAUUCGUUGCCUCCUCGCAAUGGGUUCAUCGUGUCCUAAUGCUACCAGAGCACAUCUUUUAAUAGGACCCAAAAGUUCUGGAAAGAGAAGUUUAGUAUAUGCCAUUGCAACUGAAACGAACUCAAUUUUGAUUGAUUUAUCUCCCAUGAACGUUUACGAUAAAUUCCCUGGUCCAAAAAAUUUGAAAACAAUGUUUCAACUUAUAAACAGAAUUAGUAGGAUAAUGCAACCCACUGUAAUACUUGUAGACAAUGCUGACAAAAUGUUCUAUAAAAAGGUUCCUAAGGAAGAAAAAAUGUUUGAUGUAACAAGGCUCCAAAAGGAUUUUUUCAAAGAAAUCAUAAAACCAAUUUCAUUAACAGAAGACAAAAUUCUUGUUUUGGGAACAGCCUCUGAACCCUGGUUAGCAAAAAAUGCUCCCAUGUAUAAAAUUUUUCCUUCUACAAUUUUAAUUCCCAGAACAGAUUAUGGUAGUAUAUCAUAUAUUCUAUCGAGGAUGCUAAUGAAAUAUCACGGAAUGGAUAGAGAGUUUGACGUGCAUUGUGUAGCUCAAGCACUGAGAGGAUAUGACAUUGAUAGCAUAAAAAAGGGCGUUGAUAACUUGUUGAAUGGACGAAGAGUCGCUCAAUUGUAUUAUAAACCAUUGGAGCCUAUGGAAGUGGUAGCAUCUGUUUUAGAUGCUGAUGGAGUUUUUACAGGUGAAGCAGACUUCGAAAUGUAUAAAGAUUGGUAUUAUUCCUAUUCUCCAUGGGGAACAAGAUAUUACGAUUAUAUGCAAAUGUUGGAAUCUCAACUUAUUUACAAGUUAAAAGCAGAAAAGAAGAAAAAAUAG